Molecule: messenger RNA, 4799 nt
Organism: Haliotis rufescens (red abalone)
Lineage: Eukaryota; Metazoa; Mollusca; Gastropoda; Lepetellida; Haliotidae
Product: discoidin domain-containing receptor 2-like
Exons: 14
Coding region: 340-3267 (975 amino acids)
Biological process (GO): multicellular organism development; positive regulation of kinase activity; cell surface receptor protein tyrosine kinase signaling pathway
Cellular component (GO): signaling receptor complex
Molecular function (GO): ATP binding; collagen binding; protein tyrosine kinase collagen receptor activity
Source: RefSeq, a predicted model, not a curated record
AGCUUAACGAGGUUAUCACGGACAGGUAACAUCCAGCUUGUGAGAGCUGCAUUUUGGACGAUAUUCCGAGAAUCUCCCACUGCUAUUGUUCACCAAACACUGGGAGAGACACUGCCAUCUGUUUAGAACCUAGACUGACUGUGUCCACAAAAACAGUGCUCCUAGCAGGGAGAGAGGCUGAGAGGGGAGUAUGCUUGCCUGCUGCCGCAUGGAACGUCAGUUAACGGAGACACGGACGUCCUGCAUUUGGUCUUAGAUUGUGUGUGUAUAAGAAGGGGACACCCUCCACAUGAGGUGUGACAAAGCCAGGAUUGUGUAGUUUACUAGACUUACAACAUCAUGGAUUACACAUGGACUGACAUGGCUAGGAGAAAGACUGCUACAUCCUUCUCUCCUCUGUCGUUACGGAUGCUACUAUUGCUAUGGAUUGUGUACACUGGAUGCUACGGUGAUGUUUUUGUCGCAGAGGAAUGUCUGAAUGCUUUGGGUAUGCAGUCUGGCGCAAUCCCAGAUGAUGCCAUAACAGCUUCUUCAUCAUAUGACAAAGCUCAAGUCGGGCCUGAGAAUGCCAGGAUACGAACAGAAAGAAAGGGCGGUGCCUGGUGUCCUACAUUAGCCAUUACCAAAGAUGUUUACGAGUACUUGCAGAUUGACCUUGGAAAACUAAUGGUCAUUACCAUGGUGGAAACACAAGGUCGAUUUGGAAAUGGAAAGGGUCAGGAAUUUACCAAACUGUUCCUGCUGGAAUACCAGAGAGAAGACACGGGUGGCUGGCUCAGGUUCAGGAACAAGAAGGGUGUAGAGAUAUUCCAGGGUAACGACAACACCUACCAUGCUGUGCUGCAGAACGUACAGCCGCCUAUCAUAGCCAAACGUGUGAGGUUUAUUCCCUACAGCCAGCACCCACGGACAGUGUGUAUGCGAGUGGAACUCUAUGGAUGCACAUGGGAUGAUGGUUUGGUGUCCUACUCCAUGCCACAGGGAGACCGACGGGGUUCUGAAGUUGAUUUGUAUGACUUCACCUACGAUGGAGACGUCAAGAACAAGUACCUCAAGGAUGGCCUUGGUCAGCUAACUGAUGGGGAUGAAGGUCACACUAACUUCCGAUCAGACAAGAAGGGCCUUGGUGUCAAAGGAUUUGAAUGGGUGGGAUGGAAAAAUGACACGACGUCAAUGAAGCCUAUCACCAUUGUUUUCAAGUUUGAACAUGUGCGGAACUUUUCCAAAAUUAUGAUCCACUGCAACAACCUUUACAGCAAGGAAGUCCGGGUGUUCCGGAAAGCAAUCGUCCAUUUCAGUAUAGGCGGAAAAUACUACCCGGGACCUCCUGUCAGAUAUAAUUUUGUGCGGGAUGACUAUUUUGAGGAUGCUCGUCAGGUGAUGAUACGCCUCGAAAACAAAGUGGCAAAAUACAUCAAGAUGGAGCUGUAUUUUGAAGCGCGAUGGAUCAUGAUAAGUGAAGUCAGCUUCGAGUCAGAAAUAGUCACAGGUAACUUCACCCCAGAGACUGCUCCGCCCACAACGCUGGCUCCGUCUACGAUAUCUACGACUCUACAGAGAGACCCCAGUGAGCAAGAUGUGAUUUUCAGGAUUAAUAAUGAAGGCUCCAACACUCCCAAAGUAGAAUAUGGAGAUCGCCCAGCAUCACAGAGCACAGAUACAAUUACGAAAAAGGGAGAAACAGCUGAAUUCGAUGAUGGAUACAUUGGUGUUAUCAUUGGUGCUCUCGCUGCACUGAUUGUCAUUCUUAUCAUAAUCAUCGCUAUUUUCAUCAUUCGGCACAAACGUCGCAAGCACAACAAUAACCGUCGCAACCUCAAACCAGUGGUGGAUCGCCAUGUCACAAUAAACCUGAACGACUUGCGUGGAUCCACAAACGGUAAAAUUUCAAAUGGUAAUAUGUACAACAGCGUGGCAACAGAAGAGGGGGAAUCGGAUCGAGAGACUUAUAGUGCCGCUGACAAACUGGGCAAGCCGGUCUACCUGGAACCCAAAGACACGAUUCAGGGGAGAGAACUCCCUGAGCUACCCGCGAGUCCUGAAUCUGGUGAUUCUAGAGACUAUGCUGUACCUGACAUUACCAAGUCUGCACUGGUUGUCAAUCUGCCGCCACGACCUCCACGACCUCCGAUGUUACUUCCUGCCAUGAAUGGCAGUCUUGACAAACCUCCCAACUAUGACGCUCUCUAUGCUGCAGCUGAUAUUGUCAAUGUCCACGGCCCCAACAUUCCAAGUUUACAAGGCGUCAGUGGAAACAACGUCUACGCAGUACCAAAUGCUGACCUUCUUUUAAGCAUUGACUAUUCUGUGAUGGAAUUCCCAAGAGAAAAUCUCCGCUUUGUGGAGGUGCUUGGGGAAGGACAAUUUGGUGAGGUCCAUUUAUGUGAGGCUCUGCGUAUCAACGACAUCCUUGGUGAUGACUACACCAUGAGCAGGAACAACCCAAGGUCGAUGCUGGUAGCGGUGAAGAUGCUGAGGCCGAAUGCUGAUGACAGGGCCAGAUCUGACUUCCACAAAGAGAUUAAGAUAAUGUCGCAGCUGAAAGACCCCAAUAUAGUGCAUGUACUGGGUGUGUGUACACGAGAAGAACCACUCUGUAUGAUUGUAGAAUACAUGAAAUAUGGCGACCUCAACCAAUUCCUUAUUGAUCAUGUUCCUGAAAGUCCAGUUGCCGAGGCAACCAAUGCCAAGACACUCAGCUAUGGCUGCUUGAUCUUCAUUUCAUCUCAAAUCGCCUCUGGCAUGAAGUACCUGGAAUCUCUGAACAUGGUGCAUCGAGACCUGGCCACACGAAACUGCCUUGUUGGGACGAACUACACAAUAAAAAUCUCUGACUUUGGCAUGAGCAGAUCUCUGUACAGUGCUGACUAUUACAGGAUUGAGGGCAGGGCAGUGCUGCCAAUACGCUGGAUGGCUUGGGAAAGCAUUCUCCUGGGAAAGUUCACAUCAAAGAGCGAUGUGUGGUCAUUUGCUGUGACACUAUGGGAAGUCCUUACAUUUGCCAAGGACCAACCAUUUGAUGUACUGACUGACGAGCAAGUUAUUGAAAAUGCUGGCCAUUACUACCGGAACGAUAACCUUCAGGUGUAUUUGCCACAACCUCCAAACUGUCCAAAAGAAAUUUAUGAUCUAAUGCGAGAGUGCUGGAACCGUCAGGAAAGUGAGCGCCCCUCCUUCAGGGAAAUCCAUAUGUUCCUCCAGAGGAAAAACAUGGGCUACAAUCCAAAAGACGAAAAACUCAGCCAAAUAACUGUACCAGUAUGUUGAUGUCCCAGAAUUCCUGUGACAGGAAGUGUGUGGUCCGCGCGACGAGCUAGUCAGACAGAAACACAUAUCACAUGACUUUGAGAGAGAUCAAGUCCUGUUCUCGUUGCCAUACUCCAUGGUUGUGCACUUGCUUCCCUUCCUGAGCUGGAGAGCUCCAAUCAAGGGAGGCAACAGCCUUUAGGGUGCUAUAAUUUUCAGAGUGUGAAUAACUGUGUCGUUUGUGAAACCAAAGGUGUAUAAGGUACACUGUGAACAAAGAUGGCCGUGGUACAAUGUAUAGUAUCCAUGGUUACGGAGAACUCAGUGUGGCUAUUUUUUGACAUUAGUGAAACAUGUGUAGCAAUGUAGCCAGCCCUGGGACUAAGUCACAAGAUGAGUGCAGGGGUAGAUUCAUUAUUUUGUGUUUGAAGGGCGACUUUGGAAGAGAAUACCGAUGAACAAUGGUUGUUACAGUGUGAUUGGAUUGACUCACUCCAAGGGGUCAAAUCAGACCUAUGAUUUCACAAAAUGAUUACACUGCUCAAAAGUGACAAAAUACGGUUACAAUGGACAAGAUUCCAUGACCUUUUUAAUUCAUGUGUUUGCUAGGACACAAGAUAUAUGUCCCAUUCUUGGAAGACUUGUAUUUUCAUUUCAAGAUUCUGUUCGUAGAGCAGUGUGUUUAGAUAAUCUUCGACAAGAUACUUGAGGAUUUCUACGCGUCCCUGUUGGAUAGUUUGGGAGACAAUGAAAUACAACUCAAGUUUGUCGGACGUCUACACAGAAUCCCAAAGACAAUUCAAGCCAUGAUAUAGUAUAUAAAAUACUUGUACGGGACACUUCAUCCCUCUAUCAGCAUGUUAGAGGGGAGUGUAUAGAAUUUUGUACUUAUUUUUGUUUAAAUACAUGUAAAAUCAUGUCAAGAGAAACUAUUAUAGCCAUGCUUUAGUCUGAGACUCAAACAUAUUAGGCUGUCUCUCCUCAUUCAUUCAAUCUUCCAGAAAUCAGAAGCAUCACUCAAUUUGGUUUACCUAAAUAUGAAAUAUUUAUUAACAAAUAUUUUAUACCUUCUAUUCUGAAAGAACAUAGGGUUAUUAAUCAAGGAUUUAAAUGUAUAAUGAUAGCUCAGUGCCUGUGAUUAAAGAAGAUGAUUCAUGUUAAUAUACCUGUAGAUACUGGAAAUCAUUCCACAAGUUUGACAAACCAUUUUGCACCCUUAGCCUGUUCUGUAGGUCACAUUAUUUAUUCUAAUUGUAAAUCUUGACAUGAAACGUAGAAAUGAUACAACCCAGAUGUUUUCUGACCGACAAGAUAACAACUAGUCUAUGAAUAUUUUAAUACUUACCGUAUUCAACGGAAUAAGCGCCCCGCCCACGGCGAUAUUUGCUAAUAUAUUGGCAAGUGAAGAAACCCAAUUAGAACCCCUUCCAACUGAUCAAUGUACACAAGACUUAUUUAUUCGCGUAUAAUACACACUCGUGUGUUAUAUGCACCCUUAAUUAUGGGCAAUUUAAUUCUGGAAAAAUAUAUCUGUCGUACAUAAACAUUUCAGG